Aphanomyces invadans is the source of this 4177-nucleotide messenger RNA. Its product is annotated as AGC protein kinase, variant. Gene Ontology annotation, molecular function: protein serine/threonine kinase activity; phosphatidylinositol binding; ATP binding. NCBI's taxonomy places the organism in Eukaryota, Oomycota, Saprolegniomycetes, Saprolegniales, Verrucalvaceae. The transcript is spliced from 6 exons. The record is from RefSeq and is a predicted model, not a curated record. Gene Ontology annotation, biological process: protein phosphorylation. Bases 16 to 1149 code for a protein of 377 amino acids.
UCGCGGCCCACGAAGAUGGUCCGGUUCACGGCGAUCAUCGGCCAUGAGAACGUAACGACGAACGGAAGCAAGCACACAGCAUACAUCCUGGAGGUGCAGAUCGACAAUCUGUUCUACAUUGUGCGCCACCGGUACCACGAGUUCAAGGACCUGCACGACACACUGGUCAAGGAAGGGUACAAGUGCAAUGCUGUCCCGCCCAAGAAACUCAUCGGGUCGUUCAACCCGGACUUCAUCCUGAAGCGCGAGAAGGAGCUGAGCGCGUGGCUCCUCCAAGUGUGCGAGUCGCCGGCGUCGUCGAGCGAAGCACUCAAGAGCUUUCUGCUGGAAUACAAAGAACCGCGCAUGGUGCUGCCGCCAACCGAUGUCACAGUCAACCAAGUGCCCCGACCCCCGCCCGCCGUGCCGACCAACGUGGCGGUCGCGGCGCCGCCUUCGGACACCGCCACGGACGAAGAGCUCGAGAAGGAAAUCGAGGACGAAAUUGCGCUCUACAACACGCCCAAGACGUCCAUCGACGACUUUGAGCUGCUCAAGGUCAUCGGGAAAGGCAGCUACGGCAAGGUGACUCUCGUCCGCAAAAAAGACAACAGCAAGUUGUUCGCCAUGAAGACGCUCAACAAGUCGAACGUGAAGCGGCGCAACCAGGUCGAGCACACGCGGACAGAGCGCCGCGUCCUCGGCUUUGGCAAGCAUCCCUACAUUGUGCACCUUCACUACGCGUUCCAGACCAAGCAAAAGCUGUACUUUGUGAUCGACUACUGUCCUGGCGGCGAGCUCUUUUUUCACUUGAGCCGCAUGGAGCGGUUCCCAGAGCCGAUGGCAAUGGUGUACGCUGCCGAAAUCACGCUCGCAUUGGACCACUUGCAUUCGUUGGGCGUCGUAUAUCGGGAUUUGAAGCCGGAAAACAUAUUAUUCGACGCAGUCGGCCACGUCCUCUUGGCGGAUUUUGGCCUGGCAAAGGAAGGCAUUACAGAAGGCGCAGAAGGCACGAACUCGAUGUGCGGGACGCCCGAGUACCUUCCGCCCGAGAUUCUCGACCGCGUCGGCCACGGCACGUCGGUCGACUGGUGGGCGCUCGGUACGUUGUUUGCUUGCCAUUCAUCCAGUGACGAGCCUGUGCAGGCAUGGUCUUGUACGAAAUGCUGACGGGGCUGCCGCCAUGGUAUACGCGGAACCGGCAAAAGUUGUUUGAUCGGGUGCGCCACGCGCCGCUGACGUUUCCCGAGUACGUGAGUCCGAACGCGCAGUCGUUGAUCGCGGGCUUGCUCAACCGGAAUCCCGUCGACCGACUCGGAAACGCGACCGUGAACGACAUCAAGACCCAUCCGUUCUUUGCCACGAUCGAUUGGGACAAGUUGAUGCUGCGACAGGUCCCGGCGCCGUUCAACCCGUGCGCGACGUUGGCCAGCAACGACGAGACCAAAAACUUUGAAGCUGACUUCACCAAGAUGCAGCUCCACUCGGUCCCGGACGCAUCCAACAUGCAAGGGAGCAGCUACCGCGCCUCCAUGGACGCCCGCAACUCGAUGACGUUCCAAGGCUUCACCUACAACACGCCGAGCGACCUCAACGACAUUAGCGAGCGCAACUCGACCUUGACGCAGUUCUAGCCACGGCGGACACGUCGUCAAUAUAAAAACAAAAUAGAUGGUCGCGUCCCGGUACAAUCCAUAGUGCGAACUGUGUCGUAGGUGGCGCUGCCGCCAACGACGCGUCGUUGAAACGCAACUGGUGUGGUUCGUGACGCAAGCGACGGCCGGCGGCCGCAAGACACGGCCUCGUCCACCACGACGCCAAAAGUCUCGACGACGUCCGAGCGUGAAGCCGGCGACGUCAUUGCCCCCGAACCGUCCGUCACGGUGCAAGGCUGCCUAUGUCCUUGGGACAUUCCUGGCACGGCGAUGAAUGCUUCGGUCGCGGGUGCUCACCGCAGCGCGAAGGCGCUACAUUGCUCGAAGGACUGCGGAAACGAGCGCUGCUCUUGCCUCAUGGACGAGCCCAGACAACACCAGCCUUCCAUCAUGGCCCAUGCCGUCCAAAGGAGCGACGGCAAACGCGGCGGCAUCGCGACACCCCCGACGACACGAUCGACCCGUCCAAAACCAGCCACACCGUCGGCGGCCAACGGGGGCGCCGUGUUCAUAAAAAUACGGUCGGCGGGCCGACGACUUCGUUACAUGGUGUACAUGGCGGACUGGCUCGCCAUGCUGCUGCUGCUCGUGUCCUCGAGGAGGGCGAUUGUGUUGACGCUGCUGCUGUUGGUCGCGUACAUGUGUUGGUUGUCGUAGUCGACGUCGCACCGCGUGUACUUUAAGAUGUAGUCGCAGUCCAUUUGUUGCAAGUUGCCGACAAAUGGGACGUGGGGAUGGCGAAUGUCCUUGAUGUCUUCGGUGGCGACGCGUUGGAGGGACCGAAUGAGUUCGCCGAUGGUCGGGCGCUCGGUGGGCUCGACGUGCCAGCACAGGUGGAUCAGGACCUUCCAUCGCGGCGGACAUGAGUGUGGCGCGAUGGACGGACGCUUCCCGUCCAAGAUGGCGCGCUCGAUUUCGUGGUUCCACCGGAGUUGUUCGUACGGAAGCUCCUUGCCGUCGAUCAUUUCCCACAGAAUCACCCCCAGCGAGUAAAUGUCAAUCUUUUCCGUGUACAGCUUCUUGCUUUGAAUCACUUCGGGCGCCAUCCACCGCGUCGUCCCGACGAGGCCGGUCAUCUCGACCGACUUGAUCUGUGGGUUCUGGUUCCGGACGAUCUCGGCGAGGCGGAGCGUUCCAAAGUCGGCAAUUUUGGCGUGCCACGUUUCGUCGACAAGGAUGUUGGGGCUCUUGAGGUCGCGAUGAAUCAUGCGCGAAUUGUGCAAGUACUGAAGGCCGUACGCGAGUCCGAGCGCGAGGCGAAUCUUCAUCGGCCACAGCAGCGGCGACCGCAGGACGUCGCGUAGCGACCCGCGCGCGCAGUACUCGCUGACAAUGCAAAUCGACCCAUGGUAGAACCCGGCCUCCAUGAACAACACAAUGUUUGGAUGCGUCAACCGCUUCAUCACGAGCGCUUCCUCUUGGAUUUCCUGGUUGCAUUCAUGCACAAACGCGGCGUCCGCGAGGGCGUCGUCGUCGACAAACAGCGUUUUCAUCUUGACCGCGACGACCGCGCCGCGCCACGUGCCUUUGUACACGACUGCGAUCCCCUGUCCGAUCUGCGGCCCGAUCUCGAGACCGACGAGCUCCUUGGGAGGCGGCAGGUUUCGGCUCGACUGGGCGGCUUGCGGCCCUAGCAUUAGAUGGAGAUGAUGGCGGUGGCUCAGAUUCGACGGUUGUUUCGAUAACGGCGAACACCACGGCAGCCGACUCGAGUACACAAGGGACGUCCCGAGCGGCCACAAUGCAAAUAGCACGCUCGCAAUUUGGCCGAACAAGUCGGCCGGAAUCGAGUCUUCCGAGGCGGCGGCGGAUGUCGCGUUCGUGUCGGGACUGGACGAUGGCGGUAGCGCCAGCGACAACACGUCGUUCGUGAUGUUGGGGGUGACGCAACCGACGAAAAGCAGCAUGUACCCGACCAACUUGCCAAGGAUAAUGGAUUGACCGAGUUGGCCCGUGCGAAGUUUGUGGGCACGCACGGCGCACAGCCCGUACGACACAGUGACGAGAGUGACCACGGCGAACGCGUCCCAAAUGAUGCGCGCCAGUUUGUUCAGUUGCUCGAUGGUACACAGCAACGCGUACGACUCAAGGGCCAUGUAUAGCAUGACGCAUGUCCACACGACGGCAUGGGCGUACGCGAUCUCAAACGACGGGUGGCGCGCUUGCCGCGACAAGAUGUACAAGACGAGUGUCGCGGUCCACAGGAACGACGAGAUCUCAAAGCUCCAGUGCGGGGCGCCAAGGAAGAUGUGGAUUGCCCAGUUGGAUACGUCCAGGACACGGGCUAUCGUGAAGAGGGCGCCUGUUGUGGAAAAGAUGAAGUCGGACAUGGCGGUGAAGCACAGGAUCUUGGACGAGGUGGUCGGGCUAUUCCGCAGCGACAGGAGCAUGAACAGCGCGCCACACGACGACAACACUUGGCAGCAUAUCUUGACGAUGGUGACGACGAGUUGCGAAGGCUCGAGCGAUGCUGCCAUCGCAUGUGCCGACAGACCAGUCACCGACCACGCCGCGCUAGAGUCAGUGCACGAAACUUCGAGUAA